AUGCCAUCACCUGCAACAGUCAAAGAAAUGCAAAGGCUCGCCGGACGAUUAGCAGCUCUGAACAGAUUCUUGGCUAAUCAUGCGGCAAAAUCUUAUCCAUUUAUCAGUACGCUGCGAAACUGCGGAAAGAAAACUCCUUUUCAAUGGACGCCUGAAGCAGAAGCAGCAUUCAAACAAAUGAAAGAAUGUUUAAUUCAAUUGCCAACACUGACCGCGCCAAAAGAAAAAGAACCAUUAAUCUUAUAUCUGUCGGCCGCGGAAGUAGCAGUAGGCGCAGUAUUAAUGGUAGAACGGGAAAAUAUCCAGACUCCAAUCUACUAUAUCAGCAAAAUGCUCACUGGCCCCGAAACUCGUUACUCAAUGAUAGAAAAAUUGGUUCUAGCACUAGUACACGCAUCCAGACGCUUGCGCAGGUACUUCUCAGGCCAUGUCAUCACAGUCCUCACAAAUUAUCAUUUAGGCCAAAUCUUGUCAAAACCUGAUGUGGCGGGAAGAUUAGCUAAAUGGGCCAUUGAGCUGGGAGGCUACAACAUUUUUUACAAACCAAGACCAGCAAUCAAAGGGCAAAUUCUAGCAGACUUCGCCACUGAAGUUCCCAUCGAUAAAAUACAAGAAUGUGAGGCAAUCCAGAACCCAACACCUGUUUUCGACGACAGAGUCUGGACCUUACACACAGAUGGUGCUUCCAAUGAUGAUGGAGCAGGAGCAGGACUCCGAUUAGUCAGUCCGGAUAAUCACGAACUUACAUAUGCAAUACGCUUAGAUUUCCAAAGUACCAACAAUGAAGCAGAAUACGAAGCAUUUUUAGCAGGUCUCCGUCUAGCACUCAAAAUGGGGGCAAGAAACCUUGAAGUCAACGUUGACUCAAAGCUAGUAGCUGAACAAGUUAACGGUCGUUAUGAUGCGAAAGGGGAAGCUAUGGCGUUGUACCUUGAACAAGCGCGAAUAUUAAUCAGCCAAUUUCAAACAUUCAAAGUUAAUCACAUAAACAGAAGCGAGAACAAGCACGUUGACGCGCUAAGCAAGUUAGCUGCUACCAGCUUUAAGCACUUAGCAAAGGAGGUACGCAUAGAGGUAUUAUCCAAUCCUUCUAUUCAUCUCAAGCAAGUGAGCGUCAUAGAAAUGGGAGAUCCAUCCUGGAUGUCUCCAAUCAUCUUGUACCUUCAGCACGGAAAACUUCCGGAAGGAAAGGCAGAAGCUCGAAAAAUACAACACAAAGCAAUAAAUUACGAGAUGGCGGAUGGCGUCCUUUAUCGAAAGUCAUUCAUGGGCCCAUUACUACGCUGUGUUGAUAAAACAGACGCCCAAUACCUAGUCAGAGAAAUCCACGAGGGAUUAUGCGGGAUACACGCGGGACCGCGCAUGGUCGUGGCAAAAAUAAUGAGCGCCGGAUACUACUGGCCAGGAAUGCACAUGGACGCAGUUGAUCUAUUAAGAAGAUGCGAGGCAUGUCAACGCCACGCACCAAAGACACUCCGACCCAAAAAUCCGUUAAUUCCCGUUACUUCCGCCUGGCCAUUCCAACAGUGGGGCAUCGAUCUUGUUGUCCCAUUUCCUGACGCGCCGGAUGCGGGUUACCAUUGCGCAUUAUUUCCGACAAUGGUACAAACUUCGCCGCAGAAGAUCUUCAAAAAUGGUUCAAAGAAAUGA
Helianthus annuus (common sunflower) is the source of this 1650-nucleotide messenger RNA. RefSeq lists its product as uncharacterized. Gene Ontology annotation, molecular function: RNA-DNA hybrid ribonuclease activity; nucleic acid binding. The record is from RefSeq and is a predicted model, not a curated record. The transcript is spliced from 2 exons. NCBI's taxonomy places the organism in Eukaryota, Viridiplantae, Streptophyta, Magnoliopsida, Asterales, Asteraceae. The coding region runs from base 1 to 1650 and encodes 549 amino acids.